UCUCGCAGACAACCCCUCCUCAUUCCUACGCCAGUCUCACCUCCACUGCAUACGCUGGACCCAUCGCGCCUUGUAAACGUGCUCUCCAUAGAUUCCCCUUCCGACUUGUCGCAUCUCAGAGAGUAGCUGAACGCUCAAAAUGUGGGCCAUUCGCAGCACAGCCAGUCGGAGUUCCUUGGUCAGUCCAACAUGUCGGAGAGCGUUUCUCCUUCGCCGUCAAUAUGCAACACCCGCGAACCAGUCCACUGCCAACCGAUACAGCGCGAGGAUAACGGAACCCAAGGCUCAGGGCGCUUCUCAAGCUAUGCUUUAUGCAACAGGACUGACGGAAGCAGAUAUGAAGCUCCCACAAGUUGGGAUCUCCAGUGUGUGGUAUGAAGGCAACCCAUGCAAUAUGCACCUUCUUGAUCUUGCAGACAAGGUCAAGACAGGAGUGAAGAAGGCAGGGCUCGUUGGAUAUCGCUUCAACACCAUCGGUGUCAGCGACGGCAUCAGCAUGGGUACCGAAGGGAUGUCUUAUUCCUUGCAAUCGCGUGAGAUUAUUGCGGACUCUAUCGAGACCGUCAUGUCAGCUCAGUGGUACGAUGGAAACAUCUCCAUCCCAGGGUGUGACAAAAACAUGCCAGGGUGCCUGAUAGCGAUGGCACGGUUGAACAGGCCAUCGUUGAUUGUGUACGGAGGAUCCAUCAAAGCAGGAAAAUCCUGCAAAGGCGAGCCACUGGAUAUCGUGUCUGCAUUCCAAUGCUACGGUGAAUAUAUCGCGGGACGCAUAUCGGAGGAAGAGCGUGCCGACAUCGUACGGAACUCGUGUCCGGGCGCCGGGGGCUGCGGUGGAAUGUAUACGGCAAACACAAGUAUGUACUUCCACGGUUCUUCGCCAUUGGAUGCCACCCAUCUGAUCAAAGUCAUCUCAGUGUCGAGUGCGAUCGAGGCAAUGGGCAUGAGUCUACCAUACAGUUCUUCAACACCAGCAGAGCAUCCCGCAAAGCUCGAGGAAUGCUUGAACGCUGGGAAAGCCCUGAAGCACCUCCUGGAAAAGAACAUCACACCAAAGGACAUCAUGACCCGAAAAGCGUUCGAGAACGCGAUCGUGCUGACGAUGGCUUUAGGAGGUUCAACAAAUGCGGUUCUGCACUUGGUGGCCGUCGCCAGGACGUUGGGAGUCGACCUAACCAUCGACGACUUCCAGAAGAUCAGCGACCGCGUACCUUUCAUCGCUGAUUUGAAGCCCAGCGGAAAAUACGUCUUCGCCGACCUCCACGACAUCGGCGGUAUCCCAGCCGUGCUGAAGUACCUGCUAAAGGAAGGUCUGAUCCACGGCGACUGCAUGACAGUCACUGGCAAAACCCUCGCCGAGAACUUGGCGCCAUUGCCCGACCUCAAACCAGGCCAAGACAUCAUCCGCCCGUUAUCAGACCCCAUCAAAUCAUCCGGGCACAUCCAGAUCCUCCGCGGCAACCUCGCGCCUGAGGGAUCUGUUGCGAAGAUCACGGGGAAGGAAGGUCUUCACUUCUCGGGGCCUGCAAAGGUGUUUGAUCAGGAGGAGGAUAUGUUGAAGGCGUUGGAGAAUGGGCGGAUUGGGAAGGGGGAUGUGAUUAUAAUUAGAUAUGAGGGGCCGAAGGGUGGGCCGGGGAUGCCGGAGAUGCUGACGCCAACCAGUGCGGUGAUGGGCGCAGGACUCGGCAAAGACGUCGCUCUCUUAACUGACGGCCGCUUCUCCGGUGGUUCCCACGGCUUCAUCAUCGGGCACAUCACCCCCGAGGCGCAAGUCGGCGGCCCCAUCGCGCAUGUCGUCGACGGGGACAUCAUCAGCAUCGACGCAAGGGAUAAAUCUAUCUCGGUGAAUGUCAGUGAGGAGGAGUUUGCGCGCCGAAGGGAGAAGUGGACGGCGCCGCCGUAUAAGGCGACGAGGGGGACGUUGUAUAAGUUCAUUAAGAACGUCAACAACGCAUCCCUGGGAUGCACUACGGACGAGUAGGACGGCGGACGAGGGGAUUGCCCCGCUUGGUAUCACCAACACACGGUGAUGUCGCAGAGUUGUAUGUCAGAAAGGCUGCACGGCGUAGGGAGAGAUGAGAGCGAGAGGACACGCCAGGAAACU
Fimicolochytrium jonesii is the source of this 2101-nucleotide messenger RNA. Its product is annotated as dihydroxy-acid/6-phosphogluconate dehydratase. The record is from RefSeq and is a predicted model, not a curated record. The transcript has 10 exons. Gene Ontology annotation, biological process: branched-chain amino acid biosynthetic process. The coding region runs from base 140 to 1978 and encodes 612 amino acids. Lineage: Eukaryota; Fungi; Chytridiomycota; Chytridiomycetes; Spizellomycetales; Powellomycetaceae. Gene Ontology annotation, molecular function: dihydroxy-acid dehydratase activity.